UCCCAGUUAUAGCAACCUGAACACCGAAAUGACAUCCUCUAUUACUUGAAGUACCGAAUUGCAGAGAUGAUACAAUCGUUUUAUUCAUAAAUCAAAGCAUCCUUUCCCACCCAUUCUUAUUCAUACAAUUAUUGUUAUCAUAAUGUUCCCUCCCCUUGGACUAUUCAAGGACGUACCAUGUCCUCAGGCUCAGGAUUGCUCGCUUCUGGUCUGUUUAUUUUCGCACAAGAAUACCAAGUCUUUUCUUGAUAAAGAGAAGGGUACACAGCCAGCAUCAGCAAAAGAUGCGACCCCAGCAAGCACGCCGAUCCCCAAGAGGAGGAAGAUAGAACCGACUGCGACUGCGGAUAAGGUCCGGAAGAACGCCUCGCCAGCACCAGCAAAAGAAGCACAGAAAUCAACAGACAAACCCAUAAAACCUGCUUCUCAAGAUCCGGCAAAACUGCAGUCAACGUCGAAAAAGGUAUCACCACCGCCUCCACGCGCGGUAUCAACACCGGAGAAGAAUGCACCUACAAAAGCGACGACACCGUCCCAACUACCACCAAGAAAGGCGCGCAAGGAAAGCUUGAAUCCUCGGAUGCUCACCAAAGCGCCUGCAUCGCACGGUGUGCGGUUAUCUAUCUUGACCAAACUACAUUCUGCCAUGUCGAAGCUCAAUGCCAAAUUAGCGGAAGAUCAGAAGAGCGGGAAUAAGUACCUGGUCUUGUCUCCUAAUGAGCUCGUGACAAUGGCGCUUGAUGAGGAGGAAAAAGCCGCGAAGGAUAAUCCAGGUGUAUACGGGAAUGUUAUUAAGCUUCGGAUUGUUAAGUUGUCCAAAAUGAGCAAGGAGGACUGGGCGAAUGAGGUUAAGGCGCAUUUGAAUGCUCGGUAUUAUAAGUUCGAGCCGGUUCAGGAGCCGUCCAAGCCGAAGGAUCUCACGACUGGAUUAAGUGCGAGGGAAGAAAUCGCGAUUGUCGGUAAACUGGUCACGCCGUUAGAAGGUCUCGAAGGAUUUGGCUACGUCACCCGCGCGCCGUCAAAGGAGGAAAUCGAAAGUGCCAAGAAGGGCGUCGAAGGGUCCCAAGGCUGGGAACAAUGCGCUCGAUGCGGUGGACGAUUCCAGGUCUGGCCCGGACGGCGUCCUGAUGGUUCAUUGACGAGCGGAGGACAGUGUACCCAUCAUCCGGGGAAACCGAUGUAUCCUCCAAAAUCGCAAACAGAGCACAUCACGGGACCCAGGGAGGCAUACUACUCUUGCUGUAACGAAUCGCUGGGUACAUCGCCCGGCUGCAAGAAAGGCGACACGCAUGUCUUCAAGGUCUCAGAAACGAAACGCCUCGCGUCGAUUCUACAGUUCGAGAAAACGCCCUGGCAGCCGGAUAAGAGACCACGACCGCCUGUAUGCUUCGACUGCGAAAUGGGAUACACGACGUUUGGAAUAGAACUCAUCCGCCUCACAGCCGUCAGCUGGCCUGAUGGCAAACCCCUACUCGACAUCCUCGUCCGACCAAUGGGCGAAGUCCUAGAUCUCAACUCACGCUUCUCCGGCGUCUUCCCCGAACACUACGCAAACGCCGUGCCCUACGACCCAUCAAAAUCAACCCCAGUAUCAAACGAAACCGAAAACCAGCCCCUCCAAGUCGUCGACUCCCCCGCCGCCGCCCGCUCCCUCCUCUUCACCCACCUUCAACCCACGACCCCGAUCAUCGGCCACGCAAUCGACAACGACCUCAACGCCUGCCGCAUCAUCCAUCCUACCGUCAUCGACACGGUGAUCCUCUACCCCGCCCCACGCGGCGGCUUGCCCAACCGAAUGAGUCUGAAGACGCUGUGCAGGAAGUUCCUUGAGCGGGAGAUUCAGACGGGUGGUGAGAGGGGUCAUGAUUCGAAGGAGGAUGCGGUUUCGACGGGGGAUUUGGUGAGGGUUAAGGUUGGGGAGACGUGGAAGGUGUUGAAGUCUAAGGGGUGGGGGAUUGAUGUUGCUGGUGGGAAGCUUGUGCCGCCGGAGGGGACGGGGAUGGGGGAGAAUGAGGCUGCUCAAGAGAGGGCUUUGGGGGUUGGGGCUGGGGUUAAGAGGAAGGGGUUGUCGUGAGUGCUCAUGGCACCGUUGGACAACAUCUAUUGUUGCAUAGGAUACUACGAGUAAUAAAUGUUUGGGUAAAAGACUGCUCC
This is a messenger RNA of Aspergillus glaucus CBS 516.65, 2154 nucleotides long. It is a transcript of the gene rex3, whose product is annotated as putative RNA exonuclease Rex3. Gene Ontology annotation, cellular component: nucleus. Gene Ontology annotation, molecular function: nucleic acid binding; exonuclease activity. NCBI's taxonomy places the organism in Eukaryota, Fungi, Ascomycota, Eurotiomycetes, Eurotiales, Aspergillaceae. The transcript has a single exon. The record is from RefSeq and is a predicted model, not a curated record. The coding region runs from base 143 to 2074 and encodes 643 amino acids.